Messenger RNA from Salarias fasciatus (jewelled blenny), 2667 nucleotides. RefSeq names its product GLE1 RNA export mediator (gene gle1). Gene Ontology annotation, molecular function: inositol hexakisphosphate binding; translation initiation factor binding; phospholipid binding. The transcript is spliced from 15 exons. Gene Ontology annotation, cellular component: cytoplasm; nuclear pore cytoplasmic filaments; nuclear pore. The coding region runs from base 133 to 2259 and encodes 708 amino acids. The record is from RefSeq and is a predicted model, not a curated record. Lineage: Eukaryota; Metazoa; Chordata; Actinopteri; Blenniiformes; Blenniidae. Gene Ontology annotation, biological process: poly(A)+ mRNA export from nucleus.
GCCCGCGCAACUGUUUCCAGCGUAAAAUUUACUGUGAGAUGAAAUUCACCGAGUUGAACGAGUCCGUUGAUUAAACCCGGCACACUGGACGUUUUGGGGACUGGAGUCCGGAGCGGGUUUCCGGGGGUCGCGAUGCCUUCAGAGAAGAUGCGCUGGGAAACUUUAGAGGCGCUGAAAAACUCCUCGAAGGGGAAACUGCGCUUCGACCCGCUGUGGAGUGAGAGAGGAGAGCACAUCCUGUCCGGCUGUACGGAGGACCUCGGCCUGUCGCCGCAGUCCGGCCUCAUCUUGGAGCACCUGGGGUCACGACCCCUGCAGCGGUCCCCCUUCCUGAGCCCCAGCCCGCCGCCGUCCAGCCCCGGGCCGUCCCGGGACAGCCCCGCCCCCGGCCUUGGCCCCGCCUCCUCGUCCGGCUCGGUUCCCGACUCCGGCGGCAGACCGGGCGCUGCAUCGAAGAGCGAGUGGGAGGCCGUCAGUGAAGACAGUCAGGAGGAGCCUGCUGAGCCGGCGUCCCCUCCGGCCAUGUCCCUGCUGUCCCCCAGAGCCAUGGAGACGGCCGGACGCAUCGUCCGCUUCGAGCAGCAGUACCGGGACCAGGCCAAGCUGGCGCUCCGCCUGCGGCAGGAGGUGCAGGAGCAGCUGGUGGUGGCGGUGGCGAGCGCCGAGUCGGAGCACCUGAAACGCUUCGAGGAGCUGAUGGAGCUGAAACAGAGACAGGAGUUCCAGACCAUGAGGGACAUGAUGGACAGGGAGACGAAGGAGAGCAUGGGUCGUCAGGAGAAGCUGAAGGAGGAGCAGCGCCACAGGAUGAAGAUCAUGAACCUGCGCCUGCGGGAGGCGGAGCAGCAGCGCCUGCGGGAGGCGGAGCUAGAGAGGCAGCGGCAGGCGGAGGGCCGGGACCGCCUGCGCAGCCUGAACACCGUCCAGGAGGAGAUCCUGCAGCUGAACCAGCUGCUGGAGCCCGGCUCCGCCCCCAGCUCCGCCCCCAGCUCCGCCCCCAGCUCCGCCUCCGCCCGCGGCAACCAGCUCUGCUCCCAGGUGUCCGAGGUCGUCCGGAAGACCACGGAGGGGGAGUUCCCCAGCGUGGAGGACAUGGCGGUGGCGGAGCGGGCGCUCCACGACAUGAGGACGCUGAUCCGGCUGACGCAGGAGGAGGCUGCCAAGGCCCGAGAGGAGGCCCGGCGGGCGCGGGAGCAGGAGGAGGAGCGCCGGAAGCGGGCGGAGCUUCAGGCGCAGCAGGAGGCGCAGGAGAAGGCGGCGCAGACGGCCCGAGAGAAGGCUCAGCGGAGAGGACUGCAGAACAGCGCCGAGGACGCCACCCUGCGGUGGUACCGGGACCUGCAGGAGGCGGCGGCGGCGGCGGUGCAGAGCUUCCAGCAGCUCAGCUGUCCGCAGGACGCCCGGACCAAGAAGCUGAAGCUGGAGCUGCAGAAAGCCGCCACCAUCCCCGUCAGCCAGAUCUCCAGCAACUCCGGAUCGCAGCUCCGGGAAAUCUUCGACAAGCUGGACAAGCUGCUGUCGGGCCGCUCCGUCACCACGGGGGGGCAGGCGGCGUCCGCCUCCCAGCACCCCCAGGGGCUGCGCUUCGUCAGCUACAAGCUGGCCGAGAAGUUUGUGAAACAAGGGGAGGAGGAGGUGGCCUCCCACUACGAGGCGGCCUUCCCCAUCGCCGUGGUGGCCUCGGGGGUGUGGGAGCUGCACCCCCAGGUGGGGGACUUCAUCCUGGCCCACCUGCACCAGAAGUGUCCCUACGCCGUCCCGCACUACCCCCCCAUGAAGGACGGCACGGCGGUGGAGGAGUACCAGAGGAUUCUGGGAUACCGGGUGGACGAGUCGGGGGUGGAGGGUCAGGACAGCUUCCUGAAGAGGAUGUCGGGGAUGAUCCGUCUGUACGCCGCCAUCAUCCAGCUGAGGUGGCCCUACGGCACCAAGCAGGGGUCCGGCCCUCACGGCCUGAACCACGGCUGGCGCUGGCUGGCUCAGAUGCUCAACAUGGAGCCUCUGGCGGACGUCACCGCGACGCUGCUGUUUGACUUCCUGGAGGUUUGUGGAAACGCUCUGAUGAAGCAGUACCAGAACCAGUUCUGGAAGCUCCUCCUGCUGCUGACUGAGGAGUACCUGCCCAGGAUUGAGGCGGUGACCAGCAGUGACCAGAGGGGCUCCUUCACCAGGCUGAGGCAGUUCCUGGAGACGUCGCUGAAGAACCGGCAGAUCGCUGAACCCAAAGGCCAGCUGAGCCCCGGGUUCUGGAGGAGCUGAUCCCGGGUCCUGGAUCCAGGAAGAGAGUCGACCUGCUCCCCAUCCUGCUUUCUUUUUUUUUUUAAAUUUUUUAAAUUUUUCGGGAGUCAUUCAGAUCAGCAGAGAUCUGGAUGUUGCUGUUUUGAAUCCACUGUGUGGAGCCGAGGUUCGAUCACUGAGCAGACGACACCUGGAGAUGGAUUUUAACGUGUGUGUGUGCGUGCGUGUGUGUGUGCGCACCAAGCUGCAGGUCAUCUCCGUCACACACUCCAGGUGUGAGGAGAUGGAGAAGGCCUCUUCCAGGAAAAACUCAGACGUUCACGUCUCCUGAAAGUCUAAAUACAUUUUUAAUUUACAUUUCAUCUCGUCCUCCCUUCGCGCCGCCGACACAUCAUUUGUCAUUUUCACAUUAAAUUCUUUUCUGGUGGA